Messenger RNA from Scomber japonicus (chub mackerel), 3458 nucleotides. RefSeq names its product RNA-binding protein 15-like. The transcript has a single exon. Gene Ontology annotation, biological process: regulation of alternative mRNA splicing, via spliceosome. Bases 114 to 2675 code for a protein of 853 amino acids. Gene Ontology annotation, molecular function: mRNA binding. NCBI's taxonomy places the organism in Eukaryota, Metazoa, Chordata, Actinopteri, Scombriformes, Scombridae. Gene Ontology annotation, cellular component: nucleus. The record is from RefSeq and is a predicted model, not a curated record.
UGAGAGUGCAGUGGAAACCGCGUUAAAGUUAAGACAGUUUAGGCGGAAUCCGGCGUCAAAGUGUACAUUUACACGGAUUUGUAUCUCUAAGCUGCAGAUAUCGACUCGUGGAGAUGAAGGGGAAAGAGCGAUCGCCGGUGAAGAAACGUUCCCGGGUGCUCGAUGAGAGCAGAGACCGAGGAGGAAGCAGCAAGAAGACCGGAGCCCUGCUGACGGCCGGCAGCAACAACGGGAACGGCUCUGCUCCCAGCGGCGCUUCGUCCCGGAGAAGUUUACACGGCGACAAAAGAGAAAUGAGGGACUCAGACGGACAUAGUUCAUCAAGUCGGACCGGUAGCAGCUACGACUACGGAGCUGUGUCGGGAAACAAGCCGCACGGUGGCGCUGAAGUCGCCUCCGAAACAUCCAGGUCCGGUUCACGCAGUGACCCGCGGCCUCCGGCAAACCCUGAAAGUGAGUACAAGACUCUCAAAAUAAGUGAACUGGGCUCCCAGCUGAACGACGAGGAGAUAGAGGAUGGACUGUUUCACGAGUUCAGGAAGUUUGGUGACGUCAGUGUGAAAAUUAGCCGAGAAAACGACAUGCGGGUGGCGUAUGUGAACUUCAGGAGGCCCGACGACGCCCGAGCCGCCAAACACGCUCGGGGCAAGCUGGUGCUGUAUGACCGGCCUCUGAAAAUAGAGACAGUUUACAUGAACAGACGUAGAAGUCGCUCCCCUGUUUCAAAAGACAGUUUCCCCUCAGGGCACAGGCACCUCCACUCUCAGAGACCCCUCUCUCCCACUGGUCUGGGCUACAGGGACUACAGGCUACAGCAGCUGGCGCUGGGCCGUCUCCCCCCUCCUCCUCCUCCUCCCCCUCCUCCUCCACCUCACCUCAGAGACCUGGAGGGAGACAGAGACUUUCCUGUGUAUGAUGCCAGGAAUCGGCCCCAGUUCAUCACUGAAUGUGCUGUUUUCCGUGAUGAGGACCUGAUGACCCCUGAGGAUGACCAGAGGGCAAACAGGACUUUGUUUCUUGGCAAUCUGGACGUCAGUGUGACAGAGAGCGACCUGCGGCGGGCGUUUGACAGGUUUGGGGCCAUAACAGAGGUUGACAUAAAGCGAGCAGUGCGCGGCCAGAGCAACACCUAUGGAUUCAUCAAGUUUGAAAAUCUUGACAUGGCUCAUCGUGCCAAAGUGGCGAUGUCAGGGAAAGUAGUGGGACACAACCCCAUUAAAAUCGGCUAUGGUAAACCUACACCCACAACCAGGCUGUGGGUGGGGGGCCUCGGACCCUGGGUGCCACUUGCUGCACUGGCCAAAGAGUUUGACCGCUUUGGCACAAUCAGGAAUAUAGACUACAGGAAAGGUGAGGCGUGGGCUUACAUUCAGUAUGAAAGCCUGGAUGCUGCUCAGGCUGCUUGUACUCACAUGCGAGGCUUCCCUCUGGGGGGCCCUGACAGGAGACUCAGAGUGGACUUUGCGGACACAGAGCACCGCUACCAGCAGCAGCAGUACAUGCAACUUCCUCUCCCUCUGCCGCACUAUGACUUAGUUCCUGAGCCUUUUUCCCACCGCCUUAAUGACUCUGUGAGAGUGAGAGAGAGGUCUCCCCCAGUUCGCUACAGAGAACGGGAUCUCUACUCCAGCGCUGAAUGGUCUGGCCUAGGCGUCCAUGACAGGAUGCGAGGAGCUGGAUUUGAACCUAUAGAUCGCCUGGAGAGACAUUCCCGUGAGACCUGGUCAAUAGAACGUGAGCGGGAGCUGCAAAGCAGGGAUCUAAGCCGCAAAAGGAGACAUUAUUUGGAUGAUGGUUGGCGGCUGGAUCGCUCACCUGAGAGCGGUGACUAUGGUCCGCGCCGCCACGGCAGCUCAUUAGAGCGCAGCCCUGGAGGCAGCAGCCGAGAUGGGGGGCGCUACAGUGACCCUGAACGCCUGCCUCGCUCUGGCAGAACCUCCCCUUCCAAGGACCGUCAGAACAGCCUGGACACUGCUUUUGGGGACAAGAGAAGAAGAACACUUAGCCCAACUGUGCCAGGCUCCGAGAAGGACCGCAAACACAAAACCAGUGACUCCAGUAAGAGCCCAGGAAGGAGAGAGGAUCGCUUAGAACACUCUUCCUCAAACUCCUCUUCCUCCAAGGCAGGCCAGCAGUCUAAGCAGAGCACUGGAGGACAGAGGUUGAGUCAGGCCUGGCAGGGUGUCCUCCUGCUAAAGAACAGCAGCUUCCCCACAUCGCUGCAUCUGCUGGAGGGGGACAUGGCUGUGGCUACCAGUCUGCUGGCGGAGGGUUCCAAAGGAGGCCAAGUGCCCCAGCUGAAGAUCAGCCAGCGUCUGCGUCUGGAUCAGCCCAAGCUGGAAGAAGUUUCCCGUCGCAUCAAGGCCGCUGGUUCCAGUGGAUACGCCAUCCUUCUAGCCGUGCCGGGGAAAUCUGAGGACGGAGGGGCUCAGGACGGCAGCAGCACCUCCACCGAGAGACCGCUGAAGAACCUGGUGUCCUACCUGAAGCAGAAGGAGGCGGCGGGCAUCAUCAGCCUCCCUGCGAGGGGCGGCCGUGACAAGGACCACGGAGGAGUCCUUCAUGCUUUCCCCCCGUGUGAGUUCUCUCAGCAGUUCGUGGAUGCUUCUGCCAAAGCCUUUGCCAAAUCAGAGGACGAUUACAUGGUGAUGAUCAUUAUCGGAGGAGCGUCAUGAAAAAAAUUAUAAAUGUCUCUUUUCACACUUGUGAACUGUUGUACUGUGAGUUGUAAAAUCAGAGAAGUAAUAACAUAGCAGAAUAAGAAGUGACAGGGUUCUGAUUUUAAGUUCCCUCAGCUGACAAGUGGCUUGUAUUUCAUCCUGUUGAAGGUGUUUUGAAAUCAGUCACAUUGAAUUGGAAACAUUUUGAUAAGGUUGAUUCUGCUAUUCAGUUAUCAGAUAAAUGUACAUUACUUGAAGGGUACUUUGCUAAAAGCUACAGUUCUGUGAAUCAAUACUAUAUGUUGCCUUAUCUCAUUUAAAAAAGAAACACAAUUCAUUUAUAUCCUUUAAUACAUUUCCUGCCUUUAAAAAAGAGAAGUUAAGGUCCACAACAUUGUCAUCAGCCUUCAUUUAACCUGUUCAGGUCAGUCUCAGUGACUUUGUAGUACUGUUAGUGUUUGUACAGCUGGGCUACAAAAGAAUUGCAUCAAAGUUAUGUACAUAGAAAUUCUUUAUUGAUUUAAGGAAAUAUAUCUAUUUGCCAUAAAGCUUUAUUCAUUGCUCUUAAAUAGACAUAUUCCAGAUGUGCAUAUGUAAUACUUUGUGCUGACCAAGUAAAGAUCUUGAACACUUCCUUAUUCAAAGUUUCAGUAUGAUAGCUUUCCUAUUUUUGCCAAUCCUGCUUUAAGCUACAGAAAAUUGUAAAAAAGAAAUUAAUUUUAUAGACAUCAGUCCUCUUGGUAUCGCCACAAACUAGACUAUUUUUUUCAUAAUUUACUGUCAGAUAUGUUAAAAUAC